This is a messenger RNA of Neomonachus schauinslandi (Hawaiian monk seal), 2484 nucleotides long. RefSeq names its product zinc finger protein 45 (gene ZNF45). Lineage: Eukaryota; Metazoa; Chordata; Mammalia; Carnivora; Phocidae. The transcript has 4 exons. The coding region runs from base 1 to 2067 and encodes 688 amino acids. Gene Ontology annotation, cellular component: nucleus. Gene Ontology annotation, molecular function: RNA polymerase II transcription regulatory region sequence-specific DNA binding; DNA-binding transcription factor activity, RNA polymerase II-specific. Gene Ontology annotation, biological process: regulation of transcription by RNA polymerase II. The record is from RefSeq and is a predicted model, not a curated record.
AUGACCAAGUUCAAGGAGGCUGUGACGUUCAAGGACGUGGCGGUGGUCUUCACGGAGGAGGAGCUGGGGCUGCUCGACCCUGCCCAGAGGAAGCUGUAUGGAGACGUGAUGCUGGAGAACUUCAGGAACCUGCUCUCUGUAGGGCAUCAACCCUUCACCCCAGAUGUAAUACUCCAGUUUGAGAGAGAAGAAAAGCUUCGGAUGAUAAAGACAGCAACCCAGGGCCACUGUGCCUCAGGAGACAAGAAUCUAAAUGACCUGGAGACUUUUCAGGAAAUUGGAUUAAAGUACCUCCCACAUGAAGAGCUGUUCUGCUCGCAAAUCUGGCAACAGGUUACAAAGGAGUUAACCCAGUGCCAAGAUUCCAUGGUCAAAAUUCAAGGAACUGGCUCCGAGUUGGAAAAACGAGGUGAUGCACUCUAUAAAGAUGAAGAGUUUGGUAAAGGCUUUACUCAGAGUUCACAUCUUCAGGUUCACCACAGAGACCACACGGGAGGAAAACCCUACCAGGGGGAGGAGCAUGAGAAAGGUUUCAUUCAGCGCUGUCAUCUUCAAACUAACCAGACAGCUCAUGUAGGAGAGAAGCCCUAUAAAUGUGAAAAAUGUGAAAACACCUUCCGUCGACUGUCAAGCCUUCAAGCCCAUCAGAGGGUCCAUGGCAGAGAGAAAUCAUACAAGUAUGAUACGUCAUGUAAGGGUUUCAGACAGAGGUCAUAUCUUCGCCAUCAUCAGAGAGUUCCCCCUGGAGAGAAUCCACACAAAUUCGAGGAAUGUGGGAGGAAUGUUGGGAAAAGCUCACAUUGUCAAGCUCCUCUGAUAGUCCACACAUUAGAGAAACCUUAUAAAUGUGAGGAGUGUGGGCUGAGUUUCGGUCAGAGCUCGUAUCUUCAAGUGCACCAGAGGGUCCACAUGGGAAAGAAACCUUAUAGAUGUGAAGAGUGUGGGAAGGGCUUCAGUUGGCAUUCGCGACUACAGGCUCAUCAGCGAAUCCACACUGGAGAGAAACCGUACAAAUGUGAGGCAUGUGGCAAGGGCUUUAGUUACAGCUCGCACCUUAACAUUCAUUGUAGAAUCCAUACAGGAGAGAAACCCUAUAAAUGUGAAGAGUGUGGGAAAGGCUUCAGUGUAGGUUCACACCUUCAGGCCCAUCAGGUAAGCCACACUGGAGAGAAACCUUACAAAUGUGAGGAAUGUGGGAAGGGCUUCUGUCGGGCCUCAAAUCUUCUGGACCAUCAGAGAGGCCACACUGGUGAGAAACCAUAUCAGUGUGAUGCAUGUGGAAAGGGCUUCAGUCGUAGCUCAGAUUUUAACAUUCACUUCAGAGUCCAUACAGGAGAGAAACCCUAUAAAUGUGAGGAAUGUGGGAAAGGCUUCAGUCAGGCCUCAAAUCUUCUGGCCCAUCAAAGAGGCCACACUGGAGAAAAACCAUACAAAUGUGGUACAUGUGGGAAGGGCUUCAGCCGGAGUUCAGAUCUUAAUGUUCAUUGUAGAAUCCACACCGGAGAGAAACCCUAUAAAUGCGAGAAGUGUGGUAAGGCCUUCAGCCAGUUCUCGAGUCUUCAGGUGCAUCAAAGAGUCCACACGGGAGAGAAACCAUAUCAGUGUGCAGAGUGUGGGAAGGGCUUCAGUGUGGGUUCACAGCUUCAAGCCCACCAGAGGUGCCAUACUGGGGAGAAACCAUACCAAUGUGAGGAGUGUGGGAAAGGAUUCUGUCGGGCGUCAAAUUUUCUGGCUCAUCGUGGAGUCCACACAGGAGAGAAGCCAUACCGGUGUGAUGUGUGUGGUAAACGCUUCAGACAGAGAUCCUAUCUUCAAGCCCACCAGAGGGUCCACACCGGAGAGAAACCGUACAAAUGUGAGGAGUGUGGUAAGGUCUUCAGUUGGAGCUCAUACCUUCAAGCCCAUCAGAGAGUUCACACUGGAGAAAAACCAUAUAAAUGUGAGGAGUGUGGGAAGGGCUUCAGUUGGAGCUCAAGUCUUAUAAUUCAUCAGCGAGUGCAUGCUGAUGAUGAGGGUGAUAAGGACUUGCCCUCCCCGGAGAAUUCACACAGGAAAGAAGCUCCAUAAAAUUAUAUGUUUUAAUACCUCAAAUGGGUGCUGAAAUAGUCUAAUAAUCAGACCUUUCCUAGAAGACAAAGCAUUUAUUUAUAAAAGAGUCAGUAUUUAGCCAGGGCUUGACAUGUCACAGUGGUUGGGUGACCACACAGCAGAGAAGCCUCAUGAGAAUGGCGACAUAAGGGCUUCAUUCAGAACCUUGACAUUUAGCAAAUACUACACAGAGGAGAGGCUUAGGAAGGAUGAAUCUGAUCUGAAGUUAACCGAAGGGCUGAGAUGGAAGUGCCAGAAUCUUUUCCACUAGAAUAUAAACUCCAGGAGAGUAGGGAUUUGUUGACUGCCAAAUCUAUUCAGUCUUCUCAGUGCCUCACACAUGGUAGGUGUUCAGGAAUGUUAAAUGAGUGAAAGGGAGAACAGUCAUAUAUGAAA